GUCCAUCAGUUUGGCCACUGCACACCACACAACCAUCGUUAUCAGCUUUAUCCGCCUUUCCUGGUGCAGUCACAACUUGGUAGAGUUGCUCCUGAGCAGAAUGCACUCUCAGGAUGACCAUAUGUUCACAUUGCAACUUAUGCACCUAGGCAACUGCAGGUAUGUACUGAAGCAUGGUCUAUUGACCAAUGCUGUUACCACGAAUCAUUUUAUGUUAAGAAAUUGGAGGUUCUCACUCCAGUGACUCUGAAAAAUUACUGUUUCUGGGAUGUGUGAAUGUGUAAUUUGGUUGGAUGAAUAUGUUUCCUCCAUAGUCUUCUACCCUGAAGACAGAAACAGCUUGUUCCUGCAAACUGUUAGUAAAUGUACACCAGACUACAUGCCAUCAUAUCCAAGAAGAUCGUAGUCCUCAUAGUCAGUGCAGCAGUAACCUCAAAUCUCACAUCAGGAUUAAUGUCCUGUGGGAUGUUACACCAUGCAAUCUGGUAUGGGUUUACUGACAUUCGAGAGGAGCAUACCGCCUCCAUCAUCAGGGAUAUGGAGGUAGUAGAUAUGCAUGAAAAUUUGGUACUGUGUGCUAGAUUGAUGUCCAUCUUCAGGGAUAUGGAGGCAGAAGAUAUGUUUGAAAAGUUGGUACCUGCGUACUAGAUUGAUGACUAACAUCACAGAAGCCAGUGAUUUUCUACUAGCAGUAGGAGAGUAUAGCAUGGCAAGUAAAUUUCAGAUGUCUUCUGCAUUGUUUUUCCUGCAUUUAGUUUGGGUUUUAGGCCUUUAUGGUAUGUCCACUUUUCUAAUUGUAGAUCUCCCAAUGACAGAACAUGAUCACAGCUCCAUAUAUAGAUGUAGUUGAUUGACUUACAUUAUUCUGUGAUUAAGAUUAGCUCUUUCAAAUGGAUCCACUUAAGUAGGACCCCUUCACCUCAGGGACAGGAACAGGGACAGAUCAGUGUUUAUGAAACAAUACGUUCAUUCAGAAUACAAAUUGAUGGACAAUAUCCAGAAACUUAGUGAUCCAGAUAUGUAAUUUCUGACUUCCAGUUUCUCAAUACACUACUUAUUCCUUGAGGAGUUACUUUUCUACAAUAUUUCAUAAUUUAUCUCCUUUUAGGAGGUGGAAUAACUCAGUGAGUGUAGUGAGUGGAUUUCAUAGCACAGUAUUGGCAUAAAAAAAUGUUGCUUUCCUUCUUAGGGCGAANCGUGCAUCCAUCGGGAGGCAGAGAGUACCGGAAGAAUGACACAGUUGGAUCGAGGAAUUGGCCACCCCCGGUCCACAUGAACAUAAUUCGUGGGUACUCACAGGGGCUGUCCUAGAUCACCACGACACCAUCCUAACACCAGCAACAGAGGGAGCAUUCCACUGAGACCAUUGUGCUGUCAUGAAUGUGACCCAGUGUGGACUGAAGAUGCUUAUGCUGUGAGACAUUCUAACCACCCAGCAGGGUUCCUGCAGAGCUCACCAACAGGGGUGACACGCUGCCACCAACAACAUCAUGACCUGCCAGUGCACUCAGGCCCUUCUUCCCCACGGCACUCAUCGGCAGUGAAUUCUGCCCACACCAGCACUGCCUCGGACAUGCAUGCUGGCCCACGGUUUGCACCUACCUGGCAGGCUCGAGGUACUCAGUUGGACCAAAUGUCUUCAGGCAACACGCAUGUUAAUGCUUAUCAGCGGAAUGCAGAUCUAUUUGCACCUGAUCAAUCUGCAUUUCCAGAGACCCCUGGCCAGUUUUGGGAAAUGUAUGGAGCACAUUACCUGCAGAUAGCUCGAGAAAUUGAGUCCUUAGAAGCCUCCUCCAUUCCUGCUGAAUUGCCUGUGGCUGAGGAAAGACCACCAGGGGUAUUGACGGAAGCAGGAAUUGAGCGGCUGCCAUCCUACAAGCAAGUCAUCAUAACAUCUUGCGUGUAUAUUCAGUUGAUGUAAUAGUAAGAACCAUGCAGGAUUCUUCGCAUAGAUCAGAUUAAUGUUUUCAUAGGAAAAACUGUUAACUUUUCGUUAUUUUGGGGACAGCUAUUGUUUUCACCUUUCAUGAGUCUGUAUACUUAGGAGUAAUGUAAUGUCUGCUGUGUGAGAUGCAGUGAGUUUAUGGGAACAGCCUUCCAGUGGCCACAGGCAUAUGCAUUGCUAGUUAUCUCUAAAUAUCAGUGUGGCAGAUAUGCCAGCAACACUCAAAAUCUCUUUCUUCUCUUGUAAUAUAGCACCUGCAGUACACUCUGCUAUGGUAACCAAAAUCCUAUAUUUUGUACAGGCAGUCUACUUGCCACAUGUAAUUACAUCAUCAGACCUUACAGUAGAAAUUGACUACCUCAUUCUGUAUAUUUUAAAUCCUUAACUGCAACGUGGGAUCAUAGUUUUCCAAUGUCUCAACUUGUUUCAUUGUAUCUUUCCCGUAUGUCUCUGACAUAGGCAGACCUGUUUCUGGGGCAUUCAAGCUUCUCUUCCACUCCCCUUUGUAAGAAAUUUUGCAUGUUCCAACUUUGUAUAUAGAUUCCAUAUUGUCUGAGGUCUUCCUUGGUCUGUCAAGUUCUGUCUGUGUUAAUUUGUCCUGAGUGUAUUCAUAAUUCUUUCUUAGUAUCUUCGUUCCUGAUAUGAUCUAGUGUAUUGGUUGCUUUAACACCAUGUACAAAUAUCCAAAAUUGAAGGUCAGUUGCAUCAGAAAAAUAAGUAUAAAUUACCUGCGUAUUGUACACAUUUUCAUGCAGUACUUGAUGUUAAAGUUGUCCCUGCACUUAAUAAUUAAGCACUACCCCAUGAAAACACUUGAGUUAUAACUCCACCAUCCUUGACUUGAUGUUAUUUGUUUUAAAAGUUCUAGUUAUUUAGUCUUUAUAUAAAUUCUGACAAUUAAAUGAAUAGUAUUAAAUCAAGGGGCACAGUCAUGGAAGAGCAUGUGGAGACACAAGAGACGCACACAACAUGGGUUCCAUUAUUCAUGUGAACUGCAUAUAAAGUACAACUCCUCUUCAUUGUUUCUUGUGUUAAUGUUUUCCUACAUUUAACAU
Molecule: messenger RNA, 3000 nt
Organism: Cryptotermes secundus
Lineage: Eukaryota; Metazoa; Arthropoda; Insecta; Blattodea; Kalotermitidae
Exons: 4
Coding region: 1574-1921 (115 amino acids)
Source: RefSeq, a predicted model, not a curated record